Molecule: messenger RNA, 1047 nt
Organism: Brenthis ino (lesser marbled fritillary)
Lineage: Eukaryota; Metazoa; Arthropoda; Insecta; Lepidoptera; Nymphalidae
Source: the annotation of a GenBank genome assembly
AUGAAAAUUAUAUAUAUUUUCCUGCUCUGUGCAGGAAUUUGCCGCGCAGAUGACAUAGCUUCAGCUGCUGGACAAAUCUUUAACAGUAUUCUGCCGAACCUUAUAAGCAACUCGGUAACAGGUCAACAAGGGAACAGCGCUACAAAUACUCUACAACAAAUCGGAACUGUUGUGGGGGGAGUAGUUGAUUAUGCAAAGAAGAAGAGCUACGAGGACAUGUUGCGUCAAGUCCAAGACUCCACCACGGACGACGACCUGCUCCGAAUUAGUGAAGAAAUGUUCAAUGCUGAUAUUAACAACGCGAUUAACUAUAUACAAGUCAAUUUGCAAGGCAAAACCAGUCCCAUAUCCAAAAAUGACGAAGCACAAUCAACCCUCCUGUCAGUGCCCGAGAAUGUAUGGAAUGGUCCAACAAUUAGACCAUUUGCAGCACUUUUCGAUAAUUAUCACAAAAACGUCAUCAGACCUGAAUUUGUUACACCAAAUGAAGAAUCGGAGCAGAUGACAUACAUCAACACAAUUCUGGCCACAGGACCUAUUAGAAGUCUAAUGUCAUUCCUCGUCAGUAAAGGUUUGAAUCAAAUGAAUGAAUAUAAUGAGCAAGUGGAGUUGCUGAAGAAAAUCUGGUUCACAAAAUACGCUCGCCACUGGACCGGCCUUUGCAAAUGCAGCUGCGCCUUCGAGAACAUUUUCAUGGCAGAAUUAAACUCUAACACCGUUCUUGGUCUUCACAGCUGGUUGUUCUUUGCUAAGCGCGAGAUGGACAAUAAAGCUAACUACUUGGGUUACAUCGACAAGCUAGACCUUUCUGGUAAAGGGAUGAUCCUCAAGCAACACUCGAUCCUCAGUGAGACUAAAGACGCACCUGAACUUACAAUGUUUGUGGGGACUUCCCCCGAGUUGGAAACUGCACUGUACACGCUCUGCUUCAUGGCGCGUCCCGACCGUCCCUGUAAACUACGAUACAACAACAUAGCUUUCACCAUACAAACCAAAACUCGGAAGUCAGAUAAUAUACUUCUCUUAGACACUGCUUAUCCAGUUUAC